Molecule: messenger RNA, 978 nt
Organism: Ziziphus jujuba (common jujube)
Lineage: Eukaryota; Viridiplantae; Streptophyta; Magnoliopsida; Rosales; Rhamnaceae
Product: beta-amyrin 28-monooxygenase-like
Exons: 3
Coding region: 1-978 (325 amino acids)
Biological process (GO): sterol metabolic process
Molecular function (GO): heme binding; oxidoreductase activity, acting on paired donors, with incorporation or reduction of molecular oxygen; monooxygenase activity
Source: RefSeq, a predicted model, not a curated record
AUGGAUACUCUGGUUCAGGAACAUUUGGAUAGAUAUUGGGCUGGUAAACAAAAUGUUGAUGCUUACAAGCUUUCACUGCAUCUUUUACUAACUCUUGCUUGUCGAUUCCUUAUGGGUUAUCAAGACCAUGCUCGUAUCGAAAAGCUUUCAGAUUACAUGAACAACGUUAUGUUUGCUUUGGAUGUUAUUCCAUUGAAAAUCCCAGGAACUUGUUUCUACAGGGGAUUGAAGGCGGCGGAAUCAGUGACGAAAGAGAUUCGGGUGUUGAUCAAGGAGAUGAAAGCAGCCAUGGCUAGUGGAGUUGAGAUGCAGGAUAUAUUUUCGUUCAUGAUUAGUAGACCAGACCCAAGUACAGGGAAAUUUAUGCCGGAAAGUGAUAUUGCUGAUAAAAUGAUGGGUUUGCUCUCUGCUGCAUUUAACUCACCCUGCAUCAAUAUCACUUUCAUUAUGAAGUUUCUUGCCGAAAGACCAGAGAUUUUACAGAAAGUCAGAGAUGAACAAUUUGACGUAGCAAAAUCGAAAAACCAAGGUGAGCCACUCAACUGGGGAGAUAUUCAAAAGAUGAAAUAUUCAUGGAACGUAGCACUAGAAGUAAUGAGACAUAGACCACCAGUUCAAGGUUUCUUUAUAGAAGCUACCACAUAUUUCACUUAUGAAGCUUAUACAAUUCCAAAACGAUGGAAGGUAUGCUGGUCAGUUAGCUCUACAAAUAUGGACCCAGAAUUAUUCCCAGAACCAGAAGUGUUUGAUCCAACAAGGUUUGACACAGGAGCUCCACCACCAUAUUCCAAUGUCCCAUUUGGGAGUGGACCAAGAUCUUGUCCAGGAAAAGACUAUGCUCGCAUGCAAAUUUUCAUUUUUCUACACCAUGUUGUGAGAAGGUUCAAUUGGGAUUUAAUGAAUCUUGAUUGCAAAGUUUUAGGAGGAAUGAAUCCGAUCCCUAUUGAAGGACUUCCUAUUCGCCUCCACAACUACUAA